AAGGAACAAGAAACACGACUUUCGUACAUCGCUAAAUUCAUGUUUAUUUGAUAGCGCCGAUUCAGACGCUCACUUCGCGUUAUACCGUCCUACUAUUUAUUUCUACGACGAAGUGGUCAACUGACAGAUUUGAAGGAAAGUGUUAACCGCAAAGUUUUUCACAUCCGUUGAUACGCUCCAAGUGUUUUUUCCAUUAAUUAACAGUUUGUUGAUCAAUAGGCUUUCCUUCUAGAAAUGGCUCCUACAGGUGAGACACCGGAAUAUGAUUUGGUGGUGAUAGGUGGCGGAUCAGGAGGUUUGGCUGCGGCCAAAGAAGCCUCGAAUUUGGGCGCAAAAGUAGCCGUUUUGGAUUACGUCACUCCUUCUCCAAGGGGCACGAAAUGGGGUCUUGGAGGCACUUGCGUGAAUGUGGGGUGUAUCCCCAAAAAGCUUAUGCACCAAGCUGCUCUUCUAGGGGAGGCUAUCGAAGAUGCCAAAAGUUACGGUUGGAAGUUCCCCGAAGCAGAAAACAUUGCACACGAUUGGGAAACUUUAAGGACUGCUGUCCAGAAUCACAUCAAGUCCGUUAAUUGGGUUACCAGGGUAGAAUUAAGAGACAAAAAAGUUGAAUAUAUCAACGGUUUGGGAACCUUCAAGGAUCUCCACACCGUCCACACAGUAACACCCAAGGGGGAGAAGACUCUGACGGCGAAAUAUUUCCUCAUCGCUGUUGGAGGUAGGCCGAAGUAUCCCAACGUACCUGGUGCCAUAGAGUAUGGAAUAAGCAGCGAUGACAUCUUCAGUUUGGAAAAGCCUCCAGGCAAGACAAUGAUUGUUGGUGCUGGAUAUAUAGGAUUGGAAUGCGCAGGGUUCUUGAAGGGUUUGGGCUAUGAUGCUACCGUCAUGGUGAGAUCGGUGCCUUUGAGAGGAUUCGACCAGCAAAUGGCCGCCACAGUAGCUGCUGCCAUGCAGGACAAAGGCGUUAAUUUCUUGAAUAGAUGUAAUAUCACUUCAGUGGAAAAACAAGCCGAUGGUAAGCUGUUGGUGAAAUGGAUCAACGAUAAGAAAGAAGAAUUCUCAGAUACUUACGACACCGUUCUGUUCGCUAUGGGAAGGAGAGCUCUCACGAGAGACCUUCAUCUGGAGAAACUUGGCAUCCCGAUCCAUGGAGAAGGUGACAAAAUCGAUGCCGUAAACGAGCAAACUAAUGUACCUCAUAUCUUUGCUGUUGGUGAUGUUCUCUUGGGUAAACCUGAAUUGACCCCUGUGGCUAUCCACGCUGGACGUUUGUUAGCCAGGAGGUUGUUUGGUGGCGGUCAGCAACAAAUGGACUACGAUAAUGUGGCUACAACAGUUUUUACCCCAAUGGAAUAUGGUGCUGUUGGUCUUAGCGAGGAGAAAGCUAUCGAAACUUAUGGGGAAGACAAUAUAGAGAUCUACCACGCUUUCUAUAAGCCAACGGAAUUCUUCAUUCCUCAGAAAAAUAUCGCGCAUUGCUACAUCAAAGUAGUGGCUAAAAGGGAAGCACCGCAGAAGGUUUUGGGCAUGCACUUUGUCGGACCGCAAGCUGGGGAGGUCAUUCAAGGGUUUGCCGCUGCAAUCAAAUGCAAUUUGACCAUGGAAACCCUGAUGAACACAGUUGGAAUCCACCCAACAGUUGCGGAAGAAUUUACAAGAAUCAACAUAACCAAGAGAUCAGGAAAGGACCCCAACCCAGCUUCUUGCUGCAGUUAAGCCUGAGGAUUACUCAAACAAUUCAUAAACCAAUUUAUUCACCCCCUACUUAAUUAAAGUAUUCGGUACUUGCACACCACUAAAAAACUCGUGGAUUUUAUUUAUUGUGUUCAAAUGUUUGAUAGAAUGAACUUAACAUAUAAAUGAGAUUCUGGCAUGAUAUUAGAUUAAAGUUGAUGCUUUAAGUGUAUAUGAAAAUGGAUGUAUAUAAUCCACGUUGUAUACCACCGAUUUUAUUAUUGAGGUUUGUGAUUUGUAUACAUUCGUGAUUCAGGAUAUGUUGUAUUGAAACAUAAUAAAGUAUUUUUAGACAA
This is a messenger RNA of Coccinella septempunctata (seven-spotted ladybird), 2027 nucleotides long. It is a transcript of the gene Trxr1, whose product is annotated as thioredoxin reductase 1, mitochondrial. Gene Ontology annotation, cellular component: cytosol; mitochondrion. NCBI's taxonomy places the organism in Eukaryota, Metazoa, Arthropoda, Insecta, Coleoptera, Coccinellidae. Gene Ontology annotation, molecular function: thioredoxin-disulfide reductase (NADPH) activity; glutathione-disulfide reductase (NADPH) activity; flavin adenine dinucleotide binding. Gene Ontology annotation, biological process: cell redox homeostasis; cellular response to oxidative stress; glutathione metabolic process. The record is from RefSeq and is a predicted model, not a curated record. Bases 235 to 1713 code for a protein of 492 amino acids. The transcript has 9 exons.